GUGGACUGCCACGUAACAACACAAGUGCUCAGCUGGCAGGCCGCCUUAUUAGAGUUUAAGCUAGCCAGUUAGCAAUAUUACUUGAGCAGAAAAAUAUCAAGCAUUAAAUCCUAACUACGAUAUAAACCAGCCGUGACAUGGGGGGGUCGCAGAGUGUCGAGAUACCGGGAGGAGGAUCCGAAGGCUACCAUGUUCUUCGGGUUCAGGAGAAUUCUCCAGGACAUCGUGCAGGACUGGAGCCUUUCUUUGACUUUAUUGUCUCCAUCAACAACGAAAGACUGAACAAGGACAAUGACACUCUGAAGGACCUGUUGAAGGCCAGUGUGGAGAAGCCAGUUAGAAUGCUGGUUUACUCCUCUAAGACCCUGGAGCUCAGGGAGUCCACCGUCACCCCAAGCAACCUCUGGGGUGGCCAGGGCCUGCUGGGUGUCUCCAUACGCUUCUGCAGCUUCGAGGGAGCCAAUGAGAACAUCUGGCAUGUGCUGGAGGUGGAGCCUAACUCUCCGGCAGCCCUGGCUGGCUUGCGGCCCCACACUGAUUACAUCAUAGGAGCCGACACCGUUAUGAACGAGUCGGAGGACCUGUUUUCUCUGAUUGAGACCCAUGAGGGGAAGGGGUUGAAGCUAUAUGUCUAUAACACAGACACAGACAACUGCAGAGAGGUGGUCAUCACCCCCAACAGUUCCUGGGGAGGGGAGGGCAGUCUGGGAUGUGGCAUCGGAUACGGUUACCUGCACAGAAUUCCCACCCGGCCAUUUGAAGAAGGGAAGAAGAUUAGUUUUCCGGGUCACAUUCCCAGUGGUGAGCCCAUCAGCGCGCUCAAGGACGGAUUCACUGAGGUUCAGCUCUCUGCUGUAACCCCACCCCCUGCUGUGCCCUCUGUCCCCACGGGGUUAGAAGAUUCGCUGUCCAGCCUGUCAAUCAACUCAGCUCCACCCACCAUUCCAAGUGAGCUUCAGACAGGUCUCCCCACCGUUCCCCUGCUGCCCACCUCCCUUAGCCCCCUAAACCCAGCCUCCACGACCUUCAACCCUGCCACCACGCUACCAGGUCUGUUGCCUCUCCCGGGCGGCCUGCCCCCAUUCCCAAACCUCCCCAACCUCAACCUCACCGCACUACCAGACCUCAGCGCUGUAUCGCUAGCAGGUAUUAGCGGGCUACUGCCACCAGGAACAGCGGGAUUCCCUCCACUCGCACCCUUCCCUCCUCUGAACCUGCCUGGUCUAGCCCCCCUCCCCCCCCUGCCUGCCAUGCUGUCCCAGCUCCCCCUCCUACCCCAGGGGGUAACAUCCCUUCCCCCUGUCGACAUCUCCUCCUUCACCCCCCUCACCCUUUCCACAGUCACCCCCGCCCCAGAGCAGCAGACCCUCCCUGGUGCCACAGUUCCCGCUUCUGCCGCCACAGAACCAGCCGUCGCCUCGGCGACCAUCAUGGAAUCAAAGGCUGCCACGAAGACGUCGUCGUAACACAGGAAAAGUCUCAUACCCAGAAUCGAACCUGCCGGUUUCUCUCUCUCGUUUUCUUUCUCACUCACUCACACUCUCUCUCUCUCAUAUUUAUUUAGCCAGGAGGGACAGAAUAAUUUGCCACGGUGAAGCUGGUGCAGUCAGUUGGAAACAUGGAGCAGAGGAAUAAAGAAGUGGCUGAGUGGCAACAAGCAGGGAAGCCCUGCCUGCCUGUCUGACCCACACUGCCUUAGUUUCAUUCAAAAUUCAAAUUCUCUUCAGUACCCUUUAGUAAACACAUCUAUUUGCUAGAUAUUCCUUUAUAUAUUUUUUUGUUUUGUUUAAUUGCUUUGAUUGUUCCUGUUAAAGAAUGAAAUCUGCAUUAUUUUGCACCACGUUUUGAAAAAUAUUAGGCAUGUUUGUCCCUGUGUUCUUCUCUCCAUGCACCUUUCGUUUCUAACAUAACUCUAUAGCCUACCCUUAAACGUUGUGUGAGGGUGGUAGUCACUAGAUGGCCAUGCCAGAGGGGACCGAAAUAGGCAGGGAUAUCGUCAGAACUAUGUACUAUUUGUGGCUGGGCUAGGGUUUGUGGUAAAUAUCGUAUUGGGGGUUAGACGGUGCUGCCUCUGGCAUGGUGGGUUGAAGAGGUAGGAAAUGAAGGCGAAGUGAGGCUUUUCAACUACACGAGGGCGCUGUGUUACAACUUUAUGAAAACACCCUGUACACAUACUCGAGCAAUAAAGCUAAUGGAAUUUUAAAAUA
Messenger RNA from Oncorhynchus mykiss (rainbow trout), 2207 nucleotides. RefSeq names its product golgi reassembly stacking protein 2 (gene gorasp2). The record is from RefSeq and is a predicted model, not a curated record. Gene Ontology annotation, biological process: Golgi organization. Gene Ontology annotation, molecular function: protein binding. Lineage: Eukaryota; Metazoa; Chordata; Actinopteri; Salmoniformes; Salmonidae. Gene Ontology annotation, cellular component: Golgi apparatus.